Messenger RNA from Trifolium pratense (red clover), 2092 nucleotides. RefSeq names its product protein ANTI-SILENCING 1. The transcript has 11 exons. The record is from RefSeq and is a predicted model, not a curated record. Gene Ontology annotation, molecular function: RNA binding; chromatin binding. The coding region runs from base 244 to 1851 and encodes 535 amino acids. Lineage: Eukaryota; Viridiplantae; Streptophyta; Magnoliopsida; Fabales; Fabaceae.
AUGAGUAAGAUAUUCAUUCUCACUAAAAACAGAAAUUUUUGUCCAAAUUUCCAAUGCACAUAAAGCGUGUAUGUAUAUGAGUCAUAAUUUCAUUUCAACCACAUUUCAAUUUCAUUUCAAAAUCACUCACUCUCUCAAAAAAUGUUCACACCAUAACCAUGAUGCAUUGAUGCUCUCUGCUACACUGCAUUUGCAUGCUUCCACACUCAAUCAGUCAAUCCUUUUCUCCGUUUUGUGACAAAAAUGCCACCUUUACACCAACAACAACAACCUUGUUGUGAGGAAGAAAUUGUUAGAGAUGGAAAUUUUAAGUGGGGGAAUAAAAGAGGAAUUGGUGUGAAAAACAAGGAUACACAGUUUUAUGAUUCUUUUGUUUUACACGGUGUUGAGUAUUUUUUGUAUGACUGUGUUUAUUUUUACCACACUAAUCAUGUUGAGACUUCUAUUGGUAAGCUUGUUAAGAUGUAUCAAACAAGUACUCAAAAGAUGAUUAAAGUUGUUUGGUUUUUUCGGCCUUCGGAAAUUCGUAAUUUCUUUGGAAGUUAUAAGCCUGGUUGGAAUGAGUUGUUUUUAGCAUCUGGGAAGGAUACAGGCGUUACCAAUCGCAAUUCAGUGGAUUCAAUUAUUGGAAAAUGCAAUGUUGUUUGCACUUCAGAGGAUAAGAGAAAUCCCAAACCAUCUGAAACAGAGUUAAAGAGAGCUGAUUUUGUUUUCAAAUGUACUUUCGAUGUUGAUAGGCUUGUUAUCAAUGAUAAAUUUCCUGAUAAGAUUGAUGGAAUUGAAGUGGAGAAGUUCUUUAAUAAGAAGGUGGAUAAAAAGACUAGUAAUAAUCUGCAUCUUGAGACAAAUAACCCGUCUAAAUCGAUAAAGAUAAAAAUAAAGAAGAGAACUUCCGAGAAUGUUGAAGAUAAAGAUGAAGUUAGAGACGAGGUUAAGGCUGAGACUGCUCCUUCGGAUGUCUUGCGUUGUAAAGUUAAAGAUGAAGUUAGAAUUUCUGAGAAUGUCUUGCCAAAGAUAAAUAUAAGAACUUCGGAGAAUUUUAAAGACGAGGUUAAGACUAAAGAUGAAGUGAGAAUUUCUGAGAAUGUCUCGCCAAAGAGAUCAUUAGAUUCUCACUCAUUUAAAAAGAGGAAGAUCAUAGAAGAGAACUCAAUCAUUGGUCAAAGUAGCGACAUCCAAAAGAAAGAGGACUUUGAUGAGAAGGAGGAACUUAGACAGGAUAAAAGUGUCAAACUAAACAGGAAAGUUAUCGAGGUGACCGAAAGGCCAAAUUCAGAGAAAAGGAAGUGGUUUAAGAAAAUGCCUUGGAAAGAGAGACUACAGAAAGCACAAGAGUCGGAUACCCUGGUUUUACUGAGUAAUCUGGAUCCAUCCUACACGUCUUAUGAAGUUGAGGAUCUUGUUUGGCAUGUACUGAAAGAGAAGGCUGAGGCAAGGAUGAUAGAAUCGAGCCCGACUUCCAAUACAUACUAUGGUAGAGCAUUGGUUAUUUUCAGAACAAAAGAAGCAGCUGAAAAUGCAAUAUCUGAGUUGAACAGAAGAUGCCUUAUUCUUGAAGGCGGGAGGGUUGUCAUUGCCAAGAAAGGAACUGUAACAGAUCCGGCCAAGAAAAACACACUCACUGGUCAUCUUUCCAUUAAUAGAGGCCCACGUCACAAGCAAAGCCGAGAGAUGAGAAAUGCUGUAUCAACAUCACAUUGUUCACAGCCCAAUACAAUUGAAUACGCGAUGGCUAUGGAAUGGACAAAGCAAUAUUAUAAGUCUGAAGCAUGUUGGAAAGCCUUAUGUGAGAAACAAAUGAAGGAGAUUGAUGAUGUGAAGAGUAAGCUUAGAUCAGUCAAUAUUUUUUGAAGCCUCAUAGUUAAAUCAUUCUUGAUGUAAGAAAUAUCAAUUUACAAAUCAAAGAGACUGUUUUUGGAGUUCCAUAUAUGAUUAUGCAGAUGUACCUAGAUUGUUAUAUUUGUGCAAUGUUGUGGCCAAUUAGAUCAAUUUGGCUAGCUAUUGAUAUUGAUUCUAUGUGUCUGCCAGAUUGAUGGUGCGUAAUUCUUACCACUAAGCUAUUUGACAAAAAAAAUAAUAUUUUUAUAUUUUU